UUAGCCCUGCCCUGUAAAGUUGUGAUUCACAGCAAAUGGGUCUUCUUCACCUCACGUGGCUCUAUCUUCCAUUUUUUUUUUACAAUCUAUAAAUGGGGUACCUAAGAUAGAAUAGAGCCAUACUUAAAACUUGGAGAGAGAGAGAGAAAAUGAAGAAGAAAGAAAUGGCAGACUUGUUCAUUAAGCAGGCAAAGCAGUACGCAGAGGGUAGGCCUAGUUAUCCUCCACAAUUGUUUGAAUUCAUUGCUUCCAAGACACCCUCUCACGACCUUGCAUGGGAUGCUGGCGCUGGAAGCGGCCAAGCUUCUCGAUCUCUAUCUGGGAUCUACAAAAAUGUCAUAGCCACAGACACAAGUCCAAAACAGCUUGCAUUCGCUCCAAGGCUACCCAAUAUUAGAUACCAACUGACGCCUCCUACCAUGUCUAUUGCUGAGCUUGAAUCCAGUAUUGCACCUCAAUCAAGCAUUGAUGUUGUGACCAUUGCUCAGGCCAUCCAUUGGUUUGAUCUCCCUAAUUUCUAUCAACAAGCGAAGUGGGUACUCAAAAAACCUCACGGUGUCAUAGCUGCCUGGUGCUACACCGUGCCAGAAGUUAACGAAUCAGUCGAUGCAGUCUUCCAACCCUAUUAUAACAUUGCUGUGGAGCCUUAUUGGGAUCCGGCACGUAAAUUGGUGGACAACAAGUAUGAGACCAUCGAUUUUCCAUUUGAGCCAGUGGAUGGAGCUGAUCAUACUGGACCGUUUCCAUUUGUAACAGAAAGAUUAAUGGAUUUAGAUAGUUAUUUUACAUACUUAAGAUCGUGGUCAGCAUAUCAAACAGCUAAGGAGAAGGGUGUGGAGCUUUUGAGCAAUGAUGUGAUCGAGGAAUUCAAGCGUGCUUGGACUGAAGAUGGACAGGACAAGAAGGUCGUAAAGCAUCCAAUUUAUCUGAGGAUUGGAAGAGUGGGGAAUGAGUAAAUCAAAACACUAGCUUGGAUAAAUUGUGGCACCUCUCAUAUGAAAAUAAAACAUUUUGUUUCAAAGGAGUGAUGGAUGGUCAUCAUGGAUUCAUUUCCUUUGUCAGUAAAAUUAGGAGUAGUAGAUCAGUUGUGUUUAUCAUGUUGCCAUUUUAUACAAUGGAAUUCUGCUUUUGAAUGCUAUUAUAUUAGAAAGUAAA
Messenger RNA from Quercus robur (English oak), 1155 nucleotides. RefSeq lists its product as uncharacterized. The record is from RefSeq and is a predicted model, not a curated record. The transcript has 2 exons. Bases 150 to 956 code for a protein of 268 amino acids. Gene Ontology annotation, molecular function: S-adenosylmethionine-dependent methyltransferase activity. Lineage: Eukaryota; Viridiplantae; Streptophyta; Magnoliopsida; Fagales; Fagaceae.